AUGGGUAGCAAGGUCUCCGACGAUCGCCUCUACACCGUCCGAUCCAUAGUCGGUUCGGAAUUCACCGACAUGGACAUCAUAAGAGCUCUUCAUAUGGCCAAAAACGACGUCACUGCCGCCAUCAACAUAAUCUUCGACACCAGCACCCCUAAAUCCCAACCCACUCACGCCAUCAAUAAACGGCGGGUUUCUCCUCCGAAAUCAACUCCACCCUCGGUCACAUCCAGUUGGAAGCGUAAUGUCCAUGCAGAAAACAAGAAAUGUUCCGUCGAGGCUGAUUCCACUGACUGGUGGUUCAUUGGCUCCGGUGAAGUGGCGGGGCUGUCCACGUGUAAAGGGAGGACUAUAAAAUCAGGUGAUGCAGUGAUUUUCAAGUUUCCGUCUAAAAAGGUUUCUGUUUCGCCUUCUCCGGGUAAGGGUUUUGGGCGGGCAGUAGCUUGUUCGGAGAUAGUUCGGUUUUCUAAUGAACAAGAUUGGGAGAUUGGUAGAAUACCAAACGAAUGGGCUCGGUGUUUGUUGCCUCUGGUGCGGGAUAAUAAGGUUAAGGUUGAAGGGAAAUGUGAAUCUGCACCUAAUGUUUUGGGCAUCAUGGAUACUAUCAUUUUGUCAGUCAGUGUAUUCAUCAAUAGGUCAAUGUUUGUUAAGCAACAUCAGGUUUCUCUUAAGGAUGCUGCGAAUUCGACAGAUGAAUCAGUGUUUCAUCCUCUUCCAGCCCUGUUUCGAUUGCUUGGUCUUAGUCCUUUCAAGAAGGCAGAGUUAACUCCUGGUGAUUUCUGUUCCAACAAGCGUCCUUUCAGUCAAACGGUCACAUCACUACAUGCCAAGGCCGAGCGUCCUUUGCAAAAUGGUCAUGAGAAUGAAACUGAGGAUACUGUUCCCGAAUUUGAUCUUGAAAACAUUGUUGGUGUUGCGUCAAGUUCAGAGUUAGAGGAAAUGGACCCCCCUGAAAAUCUUCUUUGUGAUCUGCGACCCUAUCAAAAACAAGCUCUUCAUUGGAUGAUUCAGAUGGAGAAGGGACGGCCAAGGAACGAUACUACAACAACCCUUCAUCCUUGUUGGGAGGCAUAUCGCCUGGCUGACAAGAGGGAGCUUGUUGUUUAUUUGAAUGCAUUUUCUGGUGAAGCCACAACAGAAUUUCCUAGCACCCUUCAAAUGGCCAGAGGAGGAAUUUUGGCAGAUGCCAUGGGACUUGGAAAGACAGUAAUGACCAUAUCCCUUCUCGUUGCCCAUUCAGGAAGGGGUGGAUUAUUAGGCAGUCAACCCAUAACACAGUCAUUUAUUGAAGGUGGCGAAGUUAGUGAUACUGGUACAAUUCCCAAUUUUGCAGACAUUCCAAAGAAGGUAACCAAAUUUACUGGUUUUGAUAAACCAAUGAAGCAAAGUAAUUCUCUAACAAGUGGCGGCAACUUGAUAAUAUGUCCCAUGACUCUUCUUGGGCAGUGGAAGGCAGAGAUUGAAACUCACGUGCGCCCUGGGUCCCUGUCUCUAUAUGUUCAUUAUGGGCAAAGUAGGCCCAAAGAUGCAAAAAGUCUAGCUCAGUGUGACGUUGUAAUUACUACAUACGGAGUUUUGGCUUCUGAUUUUUCCAGUGAGAGUGCAGAGAAUAAUGGUGGACUCUUCUCAAUUCGUUGGUUCAGAGUGGUUCUUGACGAAGCACAUACUAUAAAAUCUUCUAAAAGUCAAGUUUCUAUGGCUGCUUCUGCUCUAGUUGCUGACAAUCGCUGGUGUCUUACUGGGACUCCAAUCCAGAACAACCUUGAAGAUGUUUACAGUCUUCUUCGCUUUUUGAGAAUAGAGCCUUGGGGUCAUUGGGCCUGGUGGAACAAGCUUAUUCAGAAACCAUUUGAGGGUGGCGAUGAGAGAGGAUUGAAAUUAGUUCAGUCCAUUUUGAAGCCUAUCAUGUUGAGGAGAACCAAACAUAGCACAGAUCGAGAGGGCAAGCCUAUACUUGUUCUCCCUCCUGCUGAUAUGCAGAUAAUUUACUGUGAACCCACAGAAGCUGAAAAAGACUUUUAUGAGGCCCUAUUCAAAAGAUCUAAGGUAAAGUUUGAUCAAUUUGUUGAGCAAGGACGUGUUCUUCAUAAUUAUGCUUCAAUUCUAGAGCUACUUUUACGUCUUCGGCAAUGCUGUGACCAUCCAUUUCUUGUAAUGAGUCGAGGUGAUACUCAAGAAUUUGCUGAUCUAAAGAAACUAGCUAAGCGCUUCCUUAAAGGAACUUGUAAUGCUUCAGAAGGUGAAGAAAAAGAUGCACUCUCACGAGCUUAUGUUCAAGAAGUUGUGGAGGAGCUGCGUAAAGGGGAGCAGGGAGAGUGUCCAAUAUGUCUUGAAGCAUUUGAAGAUGCAGUGUUGACACCAUGUGCUCACCGCCUUUGCCGGGAAUGCCUCUUGGCAAGUUGGCGAAAUUCUAUGUCUGGUUUAUGUCCUGUUUGUAGGAAAACGGUGUGCAAGCAGGAUCUUAUCACUGCCCCUACCGAGAGUCGAUUUCAGGUUGAUAUAGAGAAGAACUGGGUAGAGUCAUGCAAGUGGACUGCUUUUCUAGACCUCUUGCAGAUUCCCUUUACUCGGAAUAAAAUAUCAUUUCUUCGUCUUGACGGGACAUUGAAUCUGCAGCAGCGGGAAAAAGUAAUCAAACAAUUCUCAGAAGACAGUGACAUACAGGUGUUGUUGAUGUCGUUAAAAGCAGGUGGAGUGGGUAUAAAUCUAACUGCAGCUUCCAAUGCUUUUGUCAUGGACCCAUGGUGGAAUCCAGCUGUUGAGGAACAAGCUGUUAUGCGUAUUCAUCGCAUUGGACAAACAAAGAAGGUGGCCAUCAAACGGUUUAUUGUGAAGGGGUCAGUUGAGCAGAGAAUGGAGGCAGUGCAAGCACGCAAACAGAGAAUGAUAUCUGGUGCCUUGACGGAUCAGGAAGUUCGAUCUGCACGGAUUGAGGAGUUGAAGAUGCUUUUUACUUAG
Vicia faba (fava bean) is the source of this 2952-nucleotide messenger RNA. The record is from the annotation of a GenBank genome assembly. Lineage: Eukaryota; Viridiplantae; Streptophyta; Magnoliopsida; Fabales; Fabaceae.